AUGUCUUUGUGUCGUCAUCCUAACACAUCUUCAAGCUCCUCUGAUCCCCCUGAAUGGUCGGAGUCACCAGAACCAUCAAGGCCCAGCAAACGCAAGCACAGGCAGUCCUCCAGUGACACCAGCACCAACGACCUCAUAAAUUCCAUAUCGUCAGGCUCUCGGAAGCACACAACAAGGAAACAUGAAGAUUCGAAAACAGAUGACACAGAGCUAUACCGAAAUGCAGGAAGGAAGGCUUUGAGCCUUCUGGAUACGUUCAGCAUACCUUCUGCAGCCUUCAAGACCGAAGCCACGGCUCGUGCAGUAGGAACCACCAGAAACCUUCCUUGUAUUAGGAAGGCCGACAAACUGUUCGCCCGACAGGUCUAUCUUGACCGGCAACAGCAGAACUAUCCCAGUCGUAACAGUUACAGACCUGAAGAUGUCACCAAUCGGCAUUUGUUACUGUACAAUGGCGUCAUCGACUAUGUUCCUGGUCUUGACAGCGAGCUCGACCACAUAUCAAGCAAAAAACUCAAUGUGAUCAUUGCAAUGGUAUCGAAGGGUAUGAGUGAUGGCAGAUCCGCAGAUCUGAGCUCUGUCAAGCACAAGGGCCUGCAAUACAUUGGGCUAAAUAUGUAUAGUAAGGCCGAUGCUCUUGACCUGCCAGUUCCAGAAAUCGAGGAUAAGUCAAUGCGUGGGCUCAAUCACCCGCAGUUGGCCUGUUUACUUUGCCCUCGGAAGAAAUUGGAUUGGUUUGAUGAGGAUCCUGAUUCCGCUAUGGCUGCCUUGCAAGCUGGCGAAAUCACCUUGACGGCACACAACUGGCCAACAUUCUUUUAUGAACACAACAUUUACAAUGCUGCUGAGAAGACACACGGCCUGUUUCGAAACCAUAUUGUUCUGAGGUUUUAUAAACAUCUUUUUAUUGGACCAUCAUCCAUCAUGAACGACUCAUCAAAUGUUCGCAACUCUGCGAAGCCAUCCAAAAAUUGUGCAUGGGGACUGACGGCUGUUAACAAAUACAUCAUCGCAUAUGUUCAUAUUAUCACAUACUUUACAAUCAGCAGCACGCAGCACUGGACACGGUGUAUCAGCGACAUGGACUUGGAUGAGCUCCUCUGGGCCAUCAUUGAAAUGCUAGACGACGAUGAUGAUCCAUGGGUCAAAGACACCCUUGCAUGGUGGAACAGGCACCUCAAACCAACCAAGGACAACUCGCACUCAGCCAAACUUAUGCGAAAGGAAAGCGAGGACGACAUCGCGCAGAUUCGUGCUUAG
This is a messenger RNA of Suillus bovinus, 1260 nucleotides long. RefSeq lists its product as uncharacterized. Lineage: Eukaryota; Fungi; Basidiomycota; Agaricomycetes; Boletales; Suillaceae. The record is from RefSeq and is a predicted model, not a curated record. The coding region runs from base 1 to 1260 and encodes 419 amino acids. The transcript has 8 exons.